This is a messenger RNA of Zophobas morio, 2303 nucleotides long. It is a transcript of the gene Noc3, whose product is annotated as nucleolar complex protein 3 homolog. Gene Ontology annotation, cellular component: nucleolus. Lineage: Eukaryota; Metazoa; Arthropoda; Insecta; Coleoptera; Tenebrionidae. The coding region runs from base 84 to 2279 and encodes 731 amino acids. The transcript has 9 exons. The record is from RefSeq and is a predicted model, not a curated record. Gene Ontology annotation, biological process: DNA replication initiation. Gene Ontology annotation, molecular function: chromatin binding.
CGCUCUCGACUUCUGACACUUCUCCCCACAUGAAAACAAAUUUUUAAGGUUAGAAAACGUGUUGAAUUUGAAAGUUCACAAAAAUGGGUAAAAAGCCGCCUCAUUCUGAAAGCGAAGAAGAAAACGACAGCGAUUAUGGCGAAGACAUGCUGGAAAUGGUCGAAGAAGACGACCUGGAUUUUAUUAAAAACGCCAUCACCUCAAAAUCGUACAACAUUUUCAACAAAGUGAAAUACACGGAAUCAUCUGGCCCCAAAGCCAAAAGACGCAAAGUCAGCGACGAAGAAUCAGAUUUAGAGAAAGACUAUGAAGAACAAACAGUCGAAGAUGUUCCAAUGAAAAACUUGCUGCCAAUUAAAACGAAAACCGGGAUUGUGCGGCAACAAAUUGUAGACGAAUCUGUGACAAAGUCUGAAUCUGAAGAGGAAGAGGAAGAGGAAGUUGAAGAAAAACAAGAAGAGUUUGAUUUUGUUGACAACAAAAUUGAUAUUUCUAAACCCAUCUCAGCCACACAACUAUUAACUGAAAGACACAGGAUUCUGAAGGAAAGAAAGAUUCAUAUUGGUACUUUGAGUGCAGGAGUGUUGGAAAACCCCGAAGAAAAAGUUACAAAUUUGAGGACUUUGUUGAAAUUGAUGGAUGAAGAAACCCCUGAAGUUUAUUUUACAGUGAGAAAAUUGGCCACAGUUUCGUUGUUGGAAGUAUUUAAGGAUGUUCUACCAUCAUAUGAGAUUAAAAAGACACCCAGUCAAGAAGGAGUGAAAUUGAAAAAAGACACCCUUAAACUACAGAAAUAUGAAGAAAGUUUGGUUCUAUAUUAUAAGAAGUUUUUACAAAGGCUAGAAAAGAGUAGUUUAAUUCUAGUAAAGAAGAAAGGAGACAGUAGGACCUUCAAGGAUGAACAAAUUAAAUUAGGGGAACUAUCAGUUCAAGCUCUAGCUGAUUUAUUAGUGACACACCCUUAUUUCAACUAUGCCCAGAAUAUUGCACAAGCUGUUGUCCCUUUUUUAAAUAACCCCAGAAGUAAUGUAAGAGAAAUUGCAAAAAAUGCAAUUAAAGUUGUAUUCAAGGAAGACAAAAAGGAAGAAAUUACUUUACAGAUAUUGAGAAUAAUUAACAACUACCUUAAAAAUCACGCUCAUAACGUCAAUCCUGACAUGUUGGAAACGCUUCUCGUUCUCAAUUUAAGAGAUGUUAAUUUAGAUGGUGAAAAAGAACAAGAUAUUAAACAGAAAAAAUUGAUGGCCAGAAAACAGAAGGUUUUGCAGAUGUCCAAGAAAGAAAAAAAAAGGAAGAAAAAAUUACAAUUACUUGAAAAAGAGCUCCUGGAAACUAAAGCAGAAGAAAACAAAAACACCAAACAACACAACUUGACAGAAAUAACAAAAAUAGUGUUUGGAAUAUAUUUCAGAAUUUUAAAAAAUUCAACAAACACUAAAGUAUUAGGGGUGACUUUAGAGGGUUUAGCAAAAUUCGCCCAUUGCAUAAACAUUGACUUUUAUCUAGACCUUGUGAACAUUCUGGACCAACUAUUGAAGGAAGACUGGAUAGGAUACAAGGAACAACUCCAUUGCAUUCAAACUGUCUUUUCAAUUUUAAGUGGACAAGGAGAAGCCAUAAAUGUGGACCCAACGCGGUUUUACACCAACCUUUAUAAAGGUCUCCUAACAACCCAUGCCUCAAAAAACCACCCAAAUUUUCUCAUUUUACUUAAAACCUUAAACGACGCUUUAAUCAAAAGACGUAAAAAAAUAACCAACAAAAGGACGUUGAGUUUCGUGAAACGAUUGGCUACUUUAAGCUUACAGUUGUUACAUAAUGGUAGCUUAGGCAGUCUAAGUGUGAUUAAAAACGUCAUGCAGUUAAAUAGGUCCAUAGAUGUAUUGCUAGACAUGGACACGUCCUUUGGGGAUGGUAAAUUUCAACCAGAAUUGGAUGAUCCAGAAUAUACAAACGCUGCGAGCACCGCUCUUUACGAAUUAGUAUUGUUAUCAAAGCAUUAUCACCCGGUUGUUGGAAAAUAUGCAAAAAAUAUAGCGUUUGGGGUUCCUGCAUCAGGAGAAGGGAGUCUCGAUCCGGAAUACGCAAAAUGCACUCCUGAACAAAUAUUUAAUAACUUUGAAAUGUCGGAAAUGGCGUUUAAUCCCGCUGUUCCCGUUCCGAAAAAAACGCCGCCUAAAACUAAAGUACAAAGACACAUUUUUGUCGAUAGUUCGUUCGAAGAUGAAUGCAAACGUGUCGCCAGGAGUCAUUUAAAAACAAAAGGAACGUUGUUGUGAUUUUUAAAUAAAUUUCUAAUUGGA